Molecule: messenger RNA, 4223 nt
Organism: Drosophila mojavensis
Lineage: Eukaryota; Metazoa; Arthropoda; Insecta; Diptera; Drosophilidae
Gene: Ptp36E
Product: receptor-type tyrosine-protein phosphatase kappa
Exons: 2
Coding region: 560-2722 (720 amino acids)
Biological process (GO): protein dephosphorylation
Molecular function (GO): protein tyrosine phosphatase activity
Source: RefSeq, a predicted model, not a curated record
CGCGCAACGCUCGAACAGUCGUCCACGAAAUUCGCCCCAACGAGGCAGCUGCUGAGCUCCAAAUGGUAGAGACGAGCCAAACACAGUCGUGCAGUGUGUAGUGAAGAGAAGCCAAGCGAAGAGCCGAGAGGGAAACACAACAGCAGCAAGCGAAAAAAAAAAAAGAAAAAUACAGAAAAAUAGCAGGAAAAAGUCAGCUAAACGCCUAGAGAAUUAGCCAACAAUAUACAGUGUGUGCAUUAUAUUUAUUUAUAACAAAUUCCGUUUAGCGCGAAGCAUUAAAAGGUGAACAAAUACCAAAGAUUUUUACAGUUACUAACAAGCUAACAUACAAAUUUAAGGCAAAUUCCUAACGAAAAGCAAAAGCAACGAGAAACGUCGAAGAAGCAUAUGCAAUGCUAAAUAAUAAGCAACUACUAAUCCAAAAGCGAAUGCUGUGCCAAGUGUACAAAUACUAAUCGGUUACUUCCUCCUCCUAUACGCAACGACGCACAACCACCUACACACGCACACGCACACACUCACACAUUCGAACCUACUCCCGCACACCCACUGAUUGAUGAUGACAACACAGCAGCAACUAGAGGCAGCGGCAGCAGCAGCAGCGUCGACCGAGUCGGCGGCAGCAGCAGCAGCGGUGGACAACAGCAACACAGCCAUGACAGCAGCAGCAGCAACAACGACCACAACAAAAUCGGGUGGCAACACGACGAAGCAAAGCAAGCAUAGGUCGAGGUCAUCCGCUCGGUACGAUGACGUGGAAAGGCAGCAGCGCAAGAGUCGGGCCAUCGUCUCCAUACCGAACACCAUCAAGCUGAGCAUGCUGAACAGCGGCUUGUUGUCCUUUGAGCGCAUCAAGCUGGAGGCGCGGGACGAGAACAACUCGCUGUCGAAGACCAUACCGAACGGGCCCAUCGAUGUGCGGCAUUUUCUUAAGCUGUGUGAUCUGCGACGCAAAUUUCCCGUGCUCUAUAAGCUGGAAUUUCAAACGGCCGCCAAGGUGGAGACGAACACCUGUCGGCAUGCGCUCAAGAAGAACAAUCUGGAGAAAAAUCAGAAUCCCAAGUGCAUUCCAUAUGACUACAAUCGUGUUGUGCUGCAAAAGCUGCCGGGUGUGCCCGACUCAGACUAUGUGAAUGCCUCCUAUAUUGACAGUCUGCUCAAGCCGAACGCCUACAUUGUCACCCAGGGUCCCGUCGAGGAGACGGUGAAUGCCUAUUGGCGCAUGGUGUGGCAGGAGAACAUCAGCGCCAUUGUCAUGCUGACCAAGACCUUUGACUUUGCCAAGGUCAUGUGCGUGCAGUACUGGCCGCCCAACAUGGAGGUGCACGAAACCUACGGCGAUAUACACAUCAAUAUUGUGAGAGAGGAGCAGCUGGCCAACUUUCACAUACGCACCUUUCGCCUCUACAAGAAGAACGAACAGGGUGAGGUCACGGAUGAGCGGCUGAUACUGCAGUUCCAUUAUACGGAAUGGUAUUCCCAUUCCUGCCCCUUCUCCAAUGCCCUGCUCGAGUUCAGGCGCCGUGUGCGUCUCGUUGUGGGCAACAUCAUCAAGGAUGGCGACGACGCAGAGAUGCGUGGCCCCAUUUUGGUGCACUGCAGCGAUGGUGGUGGACGCUCCGGCGUCUACAUGUCCAUCGAUGCCAACUUGGAGCUGGCCGAGGAGGAGGAAUGCUUCAAUGUCUUUGGCUACCUCAAGAAGCUGCGGCAAUCGCGCAAGGGUCUCGUCGAGAAUGUGGAGCAGUACAAGUUCAUAUAUGACACGCUGGAGGAACACAUCAUAUGCGGCAAGACCUGGUUUCCCGUCUCCGAGCUGUCCGAUCGGCUCAAGGCCAAGGCACGUCGCAAUUCCAGCACCAAGAUGAACGAGUACCAGGCCGAGUACGAUCAGAUCUGCAAGCAAACGCCACGAUUUACGAUCGGCGACUGUGCAGGCGGACAUCGAGCGGAUAAUCGGGAGAAGAAUCGCGAUGUACUCUGCGUACCGCCGGACAACUUUCGUCCAUAUCUGACCAGUUUCCAGGGCAACGCCUUCACGGACUACAUCAACUCGGUCUUUGUGGAUGGCUAUACCAAACCGCGCGAAUACAUUGUCACCGAGUGGCCCAUGAAGCAUACGCUGGGCGAGUUCUGGUCUCUGGUCUACGAUCAUGAGUGCUCUGCCGUGGUGGUGCUGUGUCAGCCGCCCUCGCAGUCCCAGCAGUAUCCCUCGUUCUGGCCCAAUAAAUCCAAAAUGGAGAAAUACGGCCCUGUCUUCACCGUGCACUACGUGAUGUCCAAGAGCUAUACGAACAUCAAGCAGUGGGAGUUCAAGAUCAACAAGAAGAUCGUUUCGCUGACCGAAAUGAUGGCGGGCGUCAAAGCGCCAACACGUACCGUCCAGCUGUUUCAGCUAACCUGCUGGCCCAUGGGCCACAAGGUGCCGAGCUCAACCAAUUCGCUGGUCUAUCUAAUGAAUAUGGUCGAGAUCUGGCGCAAUAAAGUCGACUACGGACCCGUCUGUGUUGUCUCGCCCGAUGGUCGCAGCCGUGCCGGGGUUUACUGUGCGGCCAAUGCGUGCAUCGAGCAGGUCAUACAGCACGGUGAGGUCGAUGUCUUUCAGGCCGUCAAGACCGUGCGGCGGCACCGUCCACAGCUGGUCGAGAAUAUGACCGAAUAUAAGUACUGCUACGAUCUGGUGCUACACUAUGUCCUGCACUUUCUCAACAAGAAAGAUUGAGCGGUACUUUCUACAAGUUUCUUUCUUUUUUUAACAGUUCGAUGGCCGAUUCUCUGGGUUACAGCUGUGCUGGUAACUACUUUUCAAGCUCGAGCUACUUUUUCGGGACUCGAAUCGACUCAAGAAAAUUGACGACAGUUUUGAGGAAUGAGAAACUUGCUCAGCUGAACAAAUCAAACUGCACUAAAAUUUUUAAGGGUUCGAACUCUGCUCCUCAGUUUGAGCUGUGCUGGGUUUGAUUUCUGAAGUUAAACUUCAUUGUGAGAAUCUUUUCGGAUUGAGCGCAACUUACACAUUUUUUAAAGGAUUCGAACAUCACUUCUUCACUAAGUGCAGCACCAUCUGAACAUUUUAGUUUGGGCUGUACCCAAGUUUGUUUUUGGGACUCGAAUCCAUUUUCUGCGAAUUCAAGUCGCACAUUAACAACUGUAUGUCCAAGUGGUCCACAUUUGAUGCCUAUUACAUUUAACGUAUGAAUGUUGUAUUUCUAUAAAGCUGUAUAGAGCUGAAGGAAUCGGGGCUACAGUCGGCUUGGCACAGGCUUAAAGCAAUAAUACUGAGUAUUUUUGUUGUGCACAACACAAUAUUUGGUUUGUGUUUUUAUUGUCACUGGAAAUGAAAUUUCCAAUUUAGUAGCUUUUCCUUUGUAGAAUAUAUAUAGUAUAUAUCUACUUUAUACAUAUAAAUAUUCAGUUUUGUGUAGGUCCCCAAGUUCCUAACUGGACCAUAAGAAUCAAAUAUAUGGAAAUCAAAUGCAAAAGCUAUAUGAUCUGAAUCUGAACUGUAUGUGCCAUGUCUAAUGCCCUAAUUGUUGUUGUUAUUACUAUAUAUAUAAAUACAUAUACUAUAUGAUGGAACUCUUGAACUAUUACGAUUAAAUAUGAUUAUGUUUACGAUAUAUAUGUAUGUACUUAUGUUAACUCUUUGAACAUGCUACCUUAUACAAAUUGUUGAUAUAUGUAUAUCUAAUCUAUACUAUUUAAAUUCACAUAUAAUGAUACAUAUAUAAAUGUUAUAUUCUUGUAAAGAAAAGAAAGAAAGGAACAUGUUUUUAGGCUAUCUACGGAAUAAAAAAGUGUGGAAAAUGUAUUUUUUAUUCAUGUUAAAACCAAAUGUAUGCAGAAAUAGUAACAGUUAUUUAUUUAUAAUAACAUAAUACAAAACUAAUACAAAUACAAAACUAAUAUUGAUUUACACUCACACCCACACACACAGACACUCGCAUAUGUGUAUGCAUAGAUACUCUCGUAUAUUUUCGCAUUUAUGCAUUUGAUGUAAGAAAUAUUUGUCUAACGAUUCAAAUGCAUACCCAAAAGCAAACUGAAACACACGCACAACACUUAUAUAUUUAUAUACAAUGUAUACAUAUAUUCUUAUAUUCAUGUAAAUGUAUUGAAUUUAUUUUUUUAAAUGUGAAUAAAUGUGUAUUUUGGAACGAUUCCGUACGAAACUUUAGAUUAGGUUACGAAAAACGGAGACCAAAAAUCGGAAAAAAACUUAA